Drosophila pseudoobscura is the source of this 591-nucleotide messenger RNA. RefSeq lists its product as uncharacterized. Bases 25 to 366 code for a protein of 113 amino acids. The transcript has 2 exons. The record is from RefSeq and is a predicted model, not a curated record. Lineage: Eukaryota; Metazoa; Arthropoda; Insecta; Diptera; Drosophilidae.
ACGGCUGGCCUACUAUUUGCCACUAUGUAUAGCCACUCUAUGUUGCACAACGAAGGGCCCGUCGCCAGUGCUGUCGAAAGUGACACGGAUGCAGACUUGCUGCUGUGGCAUCGUUUUCAUUCCCUGUACGGCUUUGAAGAGGAGCCCAAGGAGAUAAAAGCUGCGGUGCUGGCAGUGAAGCGUUACCAAGGUGCAAAUAUCCGAGAUCUCCAAUCUCGUCGCCAAUUACUUUCUCGCCUGCUUGGGGAUGGCUGUGCGUUGCGUUUAUGGCGAGGACCAAUGGAUGACCAAUGCGAUGAGUGGACUCGCGUGAUCAAAACAGUCGCUCAAUGCUCGCACAGGCAGCUGAAAGCUAUAAAAGUAUAGCCACUAUUAGUAUCAGCUGCUGCUCAAGGUCGGGAGAAGGGUAACGGACUGCUAGGACGCUCGACCUCCUGAAGUGCUUCCAAAGGGCACAAUCCAUUCGAACCAUUCCCGCAUUUGGACGAACAAUGUGCAAGUGCUUUUAGAGACGAGGGCGGGAACUGUAGGCCCCCAGAGCUUGGAAUGGGAGGGCGCCAGUACGAGCUAAGGGGCAUUAGGAUGCUUUCU